UCAUAUAGAGAUCACGCGUUAUUUUAAAAAAAUUUCAGUAGUUACAUUUUCCAGUGGUUAUAAGAAUACAGAUAGUGACAAUGUUUUUCAAAGUGAUAUCAAUUAUUUUCUUGUUAACGAUGUCAAGUUACGCUAAAAACAAAUAUGAAACAACAAACAAUAAUCUGUUUUCGGAUCCAAAAAUGAAUCGUUUUAGAAACGGGCGACUGUUUUUCCCAUAUCAACAUUCUAUCGCAGAUUCUAUAUUAGAAGCAUUUGGCAGAAAAGGCAUAAAUACGGCUGACUACUUCGAAUUUUUGAGGGAUUCAUAUGAUUUGCCUGACGGUUUGACAUCACCCCUGCCAGAGUACGACUUCAUAAUAGUUGGCGCGGGUUCAGCUGGCAGUGUUUUAGCUUCUAGACUCAGUGAGAACAAAAACAUUACAGUUCUUCUGUUGGAGGCGGGCAAACCUGAGACGCUCCUAACCGACGUACCAGCACUAGCACCCUAUUUUCAAGCGACAGAUUAUACAUGGCAAUAUUAUAUGGAACCGCAACAUGGUGUAUGUAUGGGUAUGACAAACGAGCGGUGCUUCUGGCCACGUGGAAAAGCCGUAGGUGGUACUAGCGUCAUAAACUACAUGAUUUAUACACGAGGUAGACCUCAAGAAUGGGAUCGAAUAGCUGCCGAUGGAAACUAUGGAUGGUCGUACAACGACGUGCUACAUUAUUAUAAGAAAUCAGAAAAAGCUGAUCUCGAUGGAUACGAAAUGAACCACAGCAGAAAUAGGAAUGGCGUUCUACCAGUACAAUUUGUCCCAAAAAGAACGAAAUUAAUUAAAGCAUUUCUUGAAGCUGGCGCAAUUCUUGGGCAUCCAACAAUAGAUUACAAUUCACCAGACCAACUGGGAUUUGGUUAUGUACAAGUAACUACAGAAGGGGGUCAUCGCGCUAGUGCUGCAAAGGUUUUCCUGCACAAACAAAAGAAAAGACGUAACCUACACAUUCUACCCGAGACUAUAGUGACAAAAGUAUUAAUAGACCCAUAUAAUAAAACAGCUUACGGAGUUGAAUUUUCAAGAAAUGGGCGUUUAUAUACAGUAAGCGCACGCAAAGAAGUAAUAUUAUCUGCAGGACCUAUCGCCUCACCACAGCUUCUUAUGCUUUCUGGUGUGGGGCCUAAGGAUCACUUAAAUUCGAAAGAUAUACACGUUAUUGAAGAUCUCCCAGUAGGGAAAACUCUUUAUGAUCAUAUAUGCUUUCCCGGGACUAUAUUUACACUUAAUGUUACAAAUGUGAGUAUUCACGAAAGUACAGCUAUAACUUUAACUUCUAUUUUUUCUUGGCUGCGAAAUGGCGAUAAUGAACUAUCUACUCCUGGCGCAGUAGAAGGUAUCGGGUACAUCAAAACACCUAUCUCCAAUGAUCCAGAACCAAUUCCUGAUAUAGAACUAAUAUCAAUAGGAGGGUCUCUCGUUGCUGAUGGUGGUCCGAGUGGAAGUAAAGCUGUAAGAAGAGGCAUGAGAAUAAGAAAACAAGUUUUCGACCAAGCGUUCGGGUCCAUAGACGAUACAGAUACUUGGAGCGCAUUUCCAAUGUUACUGCACCCAAAAUCAGUAGGGUAUAUAGAGCUAAAGGAUAAAAAUCCAUUUAAUUAUCCUAAAAUGGUUGGAAAUUAUUUAACUGAUCCGACUGAUAUAGCUACAUUUGUGGCUGCAAUUCGAUAUAUACAAAAAAUAGCAGCAACUGAACCAUUUCAAAAAUUUGGAGCGCGUAUAUACCCAGCUGACUAUUUGCCGUGCCGUUCAUUCGAGUUUGAUUCAGAUGCAUAUUGGGAGUGUGCAAUACGAAUGCUAACUGCUACGCUACAUCAUCAAAUCGCGACAUGUCGGAUGGGUCCCGCCGGGGACCCUCAGGCUGUAGUCGAUCCGGAAUUACGAGUAUACGGUAUCGGUCGAUUACGAGUGGUUGAUUCCAGUAUCAUACCUCGUACUGUCUCAAUACACACUAAUGCACCGGCUAUGAUGAUUGGAGAAAAAGCAGCAGAUAUGAUAAAGGCUACUUGGAGUAUUUAAAAUUGUCUUGCUUAUUUCCAACUUAAAUUUUUCCCCCUUACUAAUCAGUAACGUACUGAUGUUACAUACAUAAACAGUUUUGUUCUAAUUGUUAUAUUAUCACAUUAUGGUAAAAUAAUGAUAAAAUUAUUACCAAAUAAUUUUAUCAUUUUUAUUGUUAAACCUUAUAAUGGGAAAAAAUUGUAUUAAAUAUAUAAAAAUAUA
Messenger RNA from Galleria mellonella (greater wax moth), 2258 nucleotides. RefSeq names its product glucose dehydrogenase [FAD, quinone]-like. Lineage: Eukaryota; Metazoa; Arthropoda; Insecta; Lepidoptera; Pyralidae. Bases 81 to 2054 code for a protein of 657 amino acids. Gene Ontology annotation, molecular function: oxidoreductase activity, acting on CH-OH group of donors; flavin adenine dinucleotide binding. The transcript has 5 exons. The record is from RefSeq and is a predicted model, not a curated record.